GGCGCUAAAGCUGCACAAAAGCGUGAACGCAAUGCUGGAAAAAAUGCAGACAAAGGGCCUACAAGUAAGACCAAGGUUAAUGAAGCGGCGAAGAACAUUGUUUGCCAGACUUGCAGACAGACCUUCCUGCUUACCACCCGUGCACCAGCACUAGAGGAGCACGCCCAGAACAAGCACUCAAAAACACUGGCAGACUGUUUCCCGAACUUUACCAAGUAG
Molecule: messenger RNA, 219 nt
Organism: Suillus discolor
Lineage: Eukaryota; Fungi; Basidiomycota; Agaricomycetes; Boletales; Suillaceae
Product: At2g23090 like protein
Exons: 3
Source: RefSeq, a predicted model, not a curated record